AUGUGCACUUAUUAUGGUUACAGUGGGCAUGUAGUUGACAAGUGUUAUGAGCCACAUGGUUAUCCUCCAGGGUACAAAGGUAAACAGAAAACUGGUCUAAAUCAAAUGCAUCAUUCUGGCUAUCAUGUUGCUGCUGCAAACCAGAUAUCUGAUUCCAAUCUAGAGCAUAUAUAUGACAAUGUAGGGAACUUUGUGCAAACACUAAAUCCCACACAAUAUCAACACUUAUUGAAUGUGCUGAGUACUCACCUUUCAGCCGCAAAGGGUGACACAAAAGGAGAUGGUGAGGGAGAUCAUGUAUCAGGUACCUCCAUCCAAAAUGCUUAUGUCACAUUUCCUAAUCGUCAAAGAAUUCCUGUCCUCUACAAGGGUAUUAGCUCUAAUUUGAUUCUCAAGGAUAUCCUAUUUGUGCCCCAACUGAAGUUCAAUCUACUAUCUGUUAGUUCAUUGACAAAGGAUUCAUCUAUAAUCAUUAAGUUCUUCACUAACUUGUGCAUUAUUCAGGAUCUGUCCAGCUUGAGAAUGAUUGGAAAGGCUAGAAGAGCGGUAGAUCUUUACAUAUUGGAAGCAGAUUUUUCUGAUUUUAACAUUUGCCACAGAUAUUUCCUCACUUUGGUAGAUGAUUGCACACGGUUCACAUGGAUAUAUCUCAUGAAGCAAAAAUCAGAUGUUGAGUUCAUUAUUCCUAAGGCUUUCAAGAUGGUUGAAACACAGUUUCAGAAGGGAGUUCUACAUCAAUUUUCAUGUGUUGACAGACCUGAGCAAAAUUCAAUGGUAGAGAGGAAACAUCAACACCUCCUAAAUGUGGCUAGGUCAUUGUCCAAGUUUCACCCAAGAGCCAAACCAUGUGUGUUUGUCGGCUAUCCCCCUGGAGUAAAAGGCUAUAAGUUAUAUGACAUAUCUUCCAAAACCUUUUUCAUUUCCAGAGAUGUGGUCUUUCAUGAGUACCUUUUUCCUUUUUCUUCCAUCCCACAUGAAAAUGAUCUUAUUGAUCCCUUUCCUAACAUUGUUUUACCCAAACCUGAACAUGAUAUUGCUCCACCAUCUACAUCAGUACAUGAUAAUCAACCCAUAAUCGUUGAUCACAACACACAAUCAAGUCCUCAACCUGUUAUUCUUAGAAGAUCUGGUAGGACCAUCAAGCCACCUUCUUACCUUCGAGAAUUUCAUUGUAAUCUCUUGAAAAACUCACCUGAGAUGUCAAACUUUGCUAUUCCCUAUCCUUUACAAAAGUACUUGUCCUAUAAAUCCUUUUCACCUUCAUAUUGUAGUUAUUUACUGAAUGUCUCCUCUGACUUUGAACCACAACAUUACCAUGAAGCAGUUAAAUAUAGUUCUUGGAGAGAAGCAAUGGUAGCUGAGUAG
Messenger RNA from Olea europaea var. sylvestris, 1365 nucleotides. RefSeq lists its product as uncharacterized. The record is from RefSeq and is a predicted model, not a curated record. Gene Ontology annotation, molecular function: nucleic acid binding. Bases 1 to 1365 code for a protein of 454 amino acids. Lineage: Eukaryota; Viridiplantae; Streptophyta; Magnoliopsida; Lamiales; Oleaceae. The transcript is spliced from 5 exons.